Molecule: messenger RNA, 1455 nt
Organism: Zeugodacus cucurbitae (melon fly)
Lineage: Eukaryota; Metazoa; Arthropoda; Insecta; Diptera; Tephritidae
Product: arginine-hydroxylase NDUFAF5, mitochondrial
Exons: 5
Coding region: 114-1133 (339 amino acids)
Biological process (GO): mitochondrial respiratory chain complex I assembly
Cellular component (GO): mitochondrion
Molecular function (GO): S-adenosylmethionine-dependent methyltransferase activity
Source: RefSeq, a predicted model, not a curated record
ACAACAAAAAACAGCUGCUGGCGAUUAACAGCUGAUACAUCUCUAAUAGUUUACCGGGUUUAAUUUUUUAUUACAUGAUUUCCAAUUCUGCAGUUUUAAAAAUAUAAGUUAAAAUGUUUAAUAGUAUACGACAAAUAAGUACUAAACAACUGCUAAACACAUAUAAAAUCAAUUUUUAUGAAAAAUGUUGCCAAAGCACAGCUGUGCGUUACAGCACACAACCUGCGUAUCAAAAUAUAUUUGAUAGGAAUGCAAAGCGUCUACAAAAGGAACGUGCUGCCCUAAACCCGGAUGUCGAACUGUAUGAUUACCUCAAAGAAGAGGUUGGUUUCCGUUUGGCGGAUCGUAUCAUCGACAUAAAACGUGAAUUUACAAAUGCCGCAGAUAUUGGUUGCAGUCGUGGCUUUCUCUCCAAGCACAUAAUGGCUGAAAGUGUGCAGCAUUUAACGCUUUGUGAUACGAGUCCUACAAUGCUGGCGCAAGCACAAGGCACACCAGGGCUAAAUAUAACGAAAUUAGAAGUUGACGAGGAGAAAUUGGAUUUUCCGGACAACUCAUUAGACUUAGUAAUAUCCAGUUUGAGUUUGCACUGGGUCAAUGAUCUACCAGGUUGUUUUACAAAAGUAAUGCGUAGCUUAAAACCGGAUGGUGUAUUUAUAGCAUCAUUGUUCGGUGGCGAUACAUUAUAUGAGCUACGCUCAUCACUACAAUUAGCUGAAAUCGAGCGUAAAGGUGGACUCGCGCCACAUAUUUCGCCAUUCACACAGAUUAGAGAUGUUGGCGCAUUGCUGAAUCGUGCUGGCUUCACCAUGCUAACCAUUGAUACCGAUGAAAUUGUCGUGGGUUAUCCCAGCAUGUUUGAGCUAAUGUGGGACCUUAAAGGCAUGGCAGAGAAUAAUGCAGCAUUCAAUAGGCCAGCGCAUAUAAGUCGCGAAACCAUGUUGGCUGCGAGUGCUAUUUAUAAGGAGUUGUACGCUAAAGAUGCUGGUGUGUCAGCGACAUUUCAAAUAAUCUACUUUGUCGGCUGGAAACCCGGUCCGAAUCAACCCAAACCGCUGGAGCGUGGCAGUGGUGAUGUUUCGCUAAAAGAUUUAGGCAAAAUUAUCGAAGCCGGUGGACCCAAGAAAACGUAAUAAAGUCGUGAUAUGGCUAAUUCAACAGCAUAUGUUGGCCAAUACGGCUAAUAAACUUUUUAAAGAAACACACACUUUUAUAUUAUAGCAAAUGCUGUCUUUAUUAUUGACUUUAGAAAUAAUAGUCUUUAAAUGUUAACGUAAUUAAGCAUAAUAUAAUACGUACUAUGUAUAUUUGUAGACGUACAUAUGCAUACAAAGUGUUGUAAUUUUUUCUUUUAUAAAGUGUUAUUUUUUGUUUUUGUUUUUCUCUUUGUUUGCUUUGAAGUUUUUGAAAAAAAAAAAAUAAACAUUAGCGAGUAUCACUUUGGUUGAAUAUGAA